Syngnathus acus (greater pipefish) is the source of this 2997-nucleotide messenger RNA. Its product is annotated as alpha-1,3-mannosyl-glycoprotein 4-beta-N-acetylglucosaminyltransferase C-like. Gene Ontology annotation, molecular function: acetylglucosaminyltransferase activity. The coding region runs from base 1396 to 2844 and encodes 482 amino acids. Gene Ontology annotation, biological process: protein N-linked glycosylation. The record is from RefSeq and is a predicted model, not a curated record. The transcript is spliced from 4 exons. NCBI's taxonomy places the organism in Eukaryota, Metazoa, Chordata, Actinopteri, Syngnathiformes, Syngnathidae.
CGACAUACAAUAUAUACAUAUAUCUUGUCUUUGUCCAGUAUCUGAACCUCAAAGACACCUCAUUAAAAUCAAUAAGUUUCCUGUUCUGACAUCUUUUAUGGCUACAAAUAAGUCAAAGCAGUUUCCCAGCAGACGAUAGUUAGCUUUGUUUAAUUGCUUCGCUAAAGGGACGGCGCUGGUGCGGAAGGCCAGAGGGCGUCCCGGCAGGCUUCAUUAUCGCGACCGUGGCGGUGAAAGGCGGGAAUACACAGCGGAGGCGGGAGGAUGAAAGCGCAGUAGACGGAUAUUACCUGAUCAAAAAAAAAGAAGGUGCCGGCAGGCGGAGCUGAUAAGCUUUUGCCCACGGUCGCUUCGAAGGCCGCGAAUCGAGCCGGAAAUACACCUCGGAAUUCUUCCGUCAAAUGGUGGAUAAACUCAAUAUAGUAGAGCUCUAUUUUUAGACAUUCAGUGAAACCAAAAUGUGAUUCACUGCAUUGAAAUGUGGCUCUUGGAGGCUAUAACCAUUUCAGCUUUAUUGCUGUACGCUCUGUGAUCUCGCUCUUAUUCUUUCGGGUGAGAAAAUGAAAUAUUUUCAUCAUAAAAACACCCGUUAAAGACUUUCAGUGGGCCGUCAACACGUAUACCCAUGCUAAAAUUAGCUUAGCAUGUUGUCCUGGCUGCAAAGUGCCAUUCCUACAGUUACCUCUCGGAUAAAACUGAGAAAUAUAACGUACAUUUCGUCUCUCAGUUUCCAUCACUGCAAAUGAUGCACUCAGUGCGCUGUGGUUUGACAGAUUUCAAUUUAAAAGAAAGAAGUUUGUGUGUGCGCAUGUGUUUGAGUGCGACAGGAGCAUUUAUCCCAUCAGUCGCAUGUCACGUUGUAAUCUUCUUAUAACGCGCAACGGGCGGAAAAAAAAGGAAGCAGCAAAAAGCCGCUUUUGAUUCGCAUUUGGCAGCUCUAAUCUUGUUCCCCACCCCAAAUCCCCUCUGAGACGAUUUUUGUCAAAAAUAUUCAACUGAAAAUAUGAACAUUCCACACACGUAAUCUCGCCGCUUGUUCAUUCCAACCAAAGAUAAAUCAUCAUUUGAAGUGUUAAAUAAUGUUUAGCCUUGUUGGGCAUAUGUAAUCCUAUCCAUUUUAUUUUGCCAUCCUUCCUGUUCUAAUCUGCGAGGAUCAGCAAGAUCAAAUGCUGUGGAUUUAUUAUUUUUUAAUAAUCUACUUGAAUAAUCCAAUUCUAGCUCUUGUGCAUUAAUAAAAAAAAAAGAAGUACUUGAGUUAUUUUCUCCAAUCAAAUUUUCUUUAAAAAUAUUUUUUUCUUUUUGGUGCAUCCCUUCAUUCCCAAAAACCCAAGAAGUUUAAGUUGUUAUCAAGCAGGAGGUGUCAUCCCCCAAUAAGAGUGAGAUGUGAGAGGCGGCAUGCUAAGGUUGAUGCGGAAGUCUGCGGACAAGAUGCGGUGCCUGAGGAAGAAAUCUACGUUGCCUCUACUGGGCUUCCUGGUCGCUUGCCUGCUGCUCUUCAAUCUCUACGUGGACAUGGACGGAUAUGUGUUGGAGGCAGAAAAGCGUCAGCUAGGCGAGGCGUUGAUGCAUCACGCUAGCUCGGAGCGAUACAUCCACACCUUCAGAGACCUGUCCAACUUCUCUGGGACCAUCAACGUGACAUAUCGCUACCUGGCGGGAUUCCCUCUGCCGCGCAAAAAGUAUCUGACCAUCGGGCUGUCGUCGGUGAAGAGGAAGCGAGGGAACUACCUCCUGGAGACCAUCAAGUCCAUCUUUGACCAGUCCAGCUACGAGGAGCUGAAGGAGAUCGUGGUGGUGGUCCACCUGGCUGACUUUGACUCCGUGUGGUGCGAGAACCUCCUGCAGGAAAUCAGCCGCAAGUUCUCGCACCACAUCAUCGCCGGCCGCCUGCUGGUGAUCCAGGCUCCCGAGGACUACUACCCGUCCCUGGACGGACUGAAGCGGAACUACAACGACCCCGAGGACCGGGUGCGCUUCCGCUCCAAGCAGAACGUGGACUACGCCUUCCUGCUCAACUUCUGCACCAACCUGUCCGACUUCUACAUGAUGCUGGAGGACGACGUGCGCUGCUCUCGUAACUUCCUGACGGCGCUGAAGAAGGUGAUCGCCUCCCGGGAGGGAUCCUACUGGGUGAUGCUGGAGUUCUCCAAGCUGGGCUACAUCGGGAAGCUCUACCACGCGCGGGACCUGCCGCGCCUGGCGCACUUCCUGCUCAUGUUCUACCAGGAGAUGCCGUGCGACUGGCUGCUUAUCCAUUUCCGCGGGCUGCUGGCCCAGAAGGACGUGAUUCGCUUCAAGCCGUCGCUCUUCCAGCACAUGGGCUACUACUCGUCCUACAAGGGUGCCGAGAACAAGCUGAAGGAUGACGACUUUGAGGAAGACGCGGUGGACAUACCCGACAACCCGCCGGCGCGGCUCUACACCAACAUUGACGUCUUCGAGAACUACGCCGCCGCCAAGGCCUACAGCGCCGUGGACGAGUACUUCUGGGGCAAGCCCCCGUCCACCGGAGACUUCUUUGUGGUGGUCUUCAACAAGUCAGCUAAGAUCAGCAAAAUCAAAAUCACCACGGGUUCAGAGGACAGACAGAGCGACAUCCUCCAUCACGGUGCCGUGGAAGUGGGUCACAGGCGCAUGGAGGGCAAGCAGGAUGGCCAGUGCGCCUCCUACAUCACUCUGGGGGAGUUCAGAGGCGGCAGGGUUGAGGUCCAGGACGUGGACCGCAAGAUUGGUUUUGACGUGGACUGUGUGCGCGUUGUGGUGACAGCCAGUCAGAAGGAGUGGCUCAUUAUCAGAACCAUCAGCCUGUGGACCACACACACCGCCAGUCCAUUAAUCAAGUGACCAAUCAAAUCAUUAGUGCGUUCAUGUUGGACGAGAUUCAAAAAAAUAUUUUCUUGUGUAUUUUGGUCUUCAACUCUUUUUUUCUCAGUCAAGUACUAUUCCGAGUCCAUCCUUUAUACUUAAUUUUCCUAAUAUAAAAACAAAAUAUGUUCA